UAACGAAGUUUUUUUUUAUUUAUAUUAGACUUUAUUUGUGGAAAUAGAUGCGACAAGUUGAUAUAUUUUUGUAUUACCAAUGAAGGAACGUUAAAUUAGAGGAAAUGGAAAGAAAGGCGUGCUGUGGUUGUGCUCAAUGUAUGGUGCGCGUCGCUUCUUUUUUCUUACAAGAAAACAAGUCAUCCACUGUUUGUUAUACAGUUCGUACGACAUUUUAGGCAGGUAGAGUAACGUGGGUACGUUAUUGUCAAUAAUAUUCAGUUAGUUUCACAAGGAGAAGUAAAUGACCGUGAGCAAUUGAACGCUACAAUACCGCGCGCGAAUCUCAGGAAAAAAAAAAAGUGAUAAAAGCGUAAACACUUUUGGUCGAAUGCAUCAAUGAACAAAGGUUCUGCGCAGAAAAAGUGUAUAAUUUGUCAACGGAUAUAAAGGAAAAGUGUGUUUUUAGAAGAAAUAUUGUGGAAAAAGCGAAGACUAAAUUUUGUACAUGAACUGAGUGUGAUUAAAGUGCGCGCGCGUAUAAACGUGCCACCAGUUUCCUACGGGUGACCGAACGCUAACCAUCAUUUUGCGUACAUCCAAUUGUUCUGUAAAAUUUGCUUGGGCAAAGAAGUCUUUCGACAAACAUUACGCUUAACUACGCGCGUGCGAAAAUAACGUACCUAUGAGGACCUCAGCGAGCCACAUAAGGCAACAAGCUUUGAAGGUAGUGGAGAGUUUAAAGAAAGGAGGCCUACGUUUGCGAUGAGUAUGCCGACGAAAGGGAAGCAUCACCAUCUGCCCCAUCAUCAACAUCAUUCUCAACCUCAUCAUAACCCGUCACAACAUCAACCACAACUUCUAGUGAACGUCAAUCAACCAAGUGUCCAUUCGACCCAAAGUUACAACACCGUGGUUACGAGCAAUACUCCACGCUUUAUACCUAAUGCAGGAUCAGACUUUCAUGUAUCUGGACAAAAUUACGGCACCCAACCAGGGGGCCAGGUGGGUGGGGGAGGGGGUAGCGUAGGAGUACCUGGGGGCAGAGGACCUCCACCCCUCGGCGGGUUACAGUCGAUAGGACAAUCAGGAGCAGGAAUACCGCCAGGAGGUCCUGCUGGAGGACAAGCACCGCCUCAAACCUCGGCACCCGGGGUACAGUCGCAACAGCCGCAAGGUCCGGCACCUACUACAACGCCCCCCGUACAUACCCCCUCGCCACAGGAAAUGGGAAAACAAGCUCAUUUACAACCCCAACCCCAACCUCUGUCACAAGUAUAUGGGCCAACACAAACGAGGCCGACGUCACAAGGUUAUUACCCCGGUCCGAGACCGCAACAACCAAGAGGUAUUAGUCACAGAGGUGGUCAAGGAGGUACUGGUGCACAGGUAGUGGGGAUGUCUGGUGUUGGUGGAGGUGGAGGUCAACCAACUGCGAUUUAUCAUCCAGGUGGUUUACCAGUUCAAACUGGAGCAAUGUAUCAAGUCCCUAAUCUUCAUCCUAGUCCUCAUCAGCAGUCCGUAUUCGCAAUGAACAGUCAAAUACCCCUUCAGUUUGGUGGUCCACCUCAAAGACAUCAAACGCAUCAAAAUCAGUCAUAUUUUCCACCAUUUCAACACUCUGCCAUUAUAACGGCACAAAAUAUGUUUGGAUAUGGUGCUCCUGCACCAACUCCACAACCUUAUUUUUGGCCCACUGGUCAACCAACAAAUACGCCACUAAGUUUAAGUAGACCAGGUGCAAGUGCUGUCACUGGUGGGGCACAACAUGUUGCAGGCCCGCUGGCCAGUGCCCAAGGGGCUCCAGUAGUACCUCAGGGUACACUUCAGCAACCUACGCAACAAGCUCAGCCUUUACCUCCAAUAGGUAUAUCUCUUUCUCAGACUGAUGUGUACUCAGGCCAUAACGGUGGUGCAAGUACGACGAAUAGUACGACAAAAUCUCGGAAACCAAGAGGGCAAAAUGCUAUUACCGAUAUCGUAGAUCCGUCAACUGGUAAAAAUAUAAGCCAUGAAAUUUACAAGGAUAACGAAACAAUUCAAAGUAGUGAAUCUAGCAAUCGCGAAACACCUCAGCUACAAAACAAUGAUGCUGAGGUGCAAGCCGACUUUGCAGCCCAGGUUGCAAAAACUCUUGCAAAAGUCGCGACCGAAGAGUCUACUUCUGACUCUACGGUACCGACCUGUGUACCAAUCACAAACACAAACACAUCGACAACUCAAAAUGUAACACAAAGUUUGUCGAAUUCUCAAACAAAUUCUAAUAACGACGUGAACAGCCAGUGUAGUACCACUUCAACUGCAGCGCAAAACAUACCUAACGUAACCGCAUUGUGUAGUCAGUCGUUAGGUACUACUAAUAACGUGACUCAAAUAGACUCUUGUGUAGUGAAAACGGAGUCUAAACCGUUACAAAUUCCCGUGAAGGAAUUUCAACCUCGUGGCGAAAUAAAAACUGUGGUGAUUGAGGAUCCACCACCGCCUGUACCACGUAAUGUAAAUAAGGAUGAUAUUUCUGCGCAGCUACUUUCCACAACGGCAACUGAAGUUGAGAUGAAGAGUACGAGUGUCCCAUCUAUCGCAACACAGACAUCAGUUCCCCCUGUGACUACGUUACCAAGUACAAACGUUCCGGAGAUUCCAAAACCGUCCACCACUGCCCCAAGUACUAAUCCCGUUCCUGCCAGAGAACUGUUCCCUAAUUUAUCCAAUAAAAAUUCAUCGAGUUCACCACCCAGAAGAAAAUCUCAAACUUACACUCAUAAUCAACCUGCUACUGCAGCAGAGCUGCCUUCCAGUGCCAAAGAACAGAAAGAAAAGAAAACGAGGGAAAAGAGUCUUAGUUCUAGAGGCACUACCCCUACACCAGCUCACAAUCAAACAGAUCAUCAUGUGAAAAGCAAUGGUGACGCGACUGCCGAUAAGCCAGAACCUGAAGCAGCGCGAACUGAAGUGCAGCAACAAAAAUCAUCUGAUGGUAAAGCCAUGCAGAAACAAAAAAGUAAAAAUAAACUUAAACCUCGUGAACUUAAUCGCAAAGGAGCGGAGAAAGAAGGCACAGAUAUGGAUGCUUUCGUAAACACGGUACCUCCAGCGAAAACCGAGGCGAAACAAGACAUUAAGGAACCUUUGCCGGUGAAGGACAGCAAUAAGGAAGAAACCAGUCGUGAAAUAACGAAAGAUAUUAAGGAAAAAGAUAAUUAUGAAUCGAAGAAGGAGAAAGAAAUUUCCUCGUCUGUUCAUACGAAGACGGAGAAACAAGUAACUCCUUCGACACCUGAAAUUCCUAAAGAAAGUACUACUCCUGCGCAAGCACCUGUUUUGGAAAAACUGUCGGGUAACAACGAAACAAUGAAAGAAUCUUCGCCAAAAAUUGAGGACACCAAUAAAUCAAAUGCAUGCAACGUGCAAGUAAUAAAAUCAGUUCCUAACGAUGUUGUUGAUCAUGCGAUAGUUAAAGAGGAGUCUGAGGUAGAAGCAAUAGUAGCACAAAAGAACGAAGAAAAUUCAAAGGUAUCGGCAGCUCGAAUACCUACCGAGGAAAAACCACUGGAAGCAUCUGCUCCGGUUAUUGAAAAAUCAGUGGAAAACGAAACUUUGACUCAAAUUGAAACAACCAGCUCAGUCGCCGCCACCACUGCUACUACCACAACAACAACAUCAGCAGCAACAACACCAGUAUCAAAUCAAAUAACAUUAAAAUAUAAAUACAAUGACUAUCAAUGGAGCCCCAUAAAUAAAACUGGUAAAAAAGUUUAUGACCGUGAAUUUUUAAUGAAAUUACAAAACGAUCCAAGUAGUAGAAUUAAACCAUCGAAUCUACCAGACUUAGAUGUUGUAUUGAAAGACAACUCAAAGGCACGUUCGACUGUUGAUCUUAGACCGUAUAAGGAUACAAAUAUGAAUAGACCGGAUGUUUUGUUCCCUAUGUUUAUCAAAGUACUUCCUAACGCACGAGUGCCACCAACGAAUCGUAAGAGCCAUCCAGGAAAAUCGUCAAAGCCAACGAAACCAAAUGUUAUUCACAUGUCGUUAUCUCUCAGGGAAGAUGUAAAAUUGAGGGAAACUGAAAAUGCAUGGAGACCAACAAGAUUAAAACCCAUUAGUCUUACCGAGGAAGAAGCAAAGACAGAAGCUCUGUAUAAAAGAGUCAGAAGUGUUUUAAAUAAACUUACACCUCAGAAAUUUAAUACCUUAGUCGAUCAAGUACGGGCGUUAAAUAUCGAUACUCCAGAACGUUUGCAAGGUGUUAUCAAUUUAGUUUUUGAAAAGGCUGUCGAUGAACCAAGUUUUUCUGUAGCAUAUGCAUUAAUGUGUAAAGAACUUGCUAUGAUGGAAGUGUCAGGAGGAGGUGGCACCGGUGGAGGAGCAGGAGGAGGAGGAGGAGGUGGAGGUGGUGGAGGAGGAGGAGCUGGAGCUGGAGCAGGACCAGGAGCAGGAGGAACCGGAGGCAGCGGCGGGGGCGGAGGCGGAGGUUCGGAAAAAAGAGACACUUAUGAGAGACAAGAAUACUCAUUUAGUUUCAAAAAGCUCAUUAUUAAUCGUUGUCAAAAUGAAUUUGAAAAAAAUCCGGUGAAUGAAGUGGCAAGAGCUGCGAAACUUAAAGAAAUCGACGAAUGUUCGGAUCCUGAAAGGAAAAAAGAUUUGCAGGUGCAACUUGAGGAAGAAGAACGUCGCAUACGUAUAAAAUCCGUAGGAAAUAUACGAUUUAUUGGUGAACUUUACAAACAAGGAAUGUUAACAACUACAAUCAUGCGUCGUUGCAUAAAAGAGUUAUUAAAUCAGAAUGAUGAAGAUAGUCUUGAGUGUUUGUGCAAAUUGUUAACCACUAUUGGAAAAAAUUUGGAAAGAAAAGGAGCUGCUGAUGAAAUGCAAGAUUAUUUUAACAAAAUGCAAGAUAUAGUUUCACGACGAAACCAAGGAAAAAUUAGCUCCAGAAUUCGAUUUAUGCUGCAAGAUGUGAUAGACUUGAGAGCAAAUAAGUGGGUUCCAAGAAGAGAUGAAAGUAAUCCCAAAACAAUUGAUCAAAUUCAAAGGGAAGCAGAGUCUGAAAGAUUAGAUAGCCAAUUAAGUAACACUCCCUUGAAUACACCUCGAAAAGAUGAUCGUACUAAUGAUAGAAAAAGGAAUCGUGGUAUUGGUCAAACUGAUGAAAGUGGUUGGAGUCAGCCAAUAAGAACAAGACAGACAUACUCUGUUGAAACAGCCAAGCUUAAAAAUAAACCUCCCCCAAUGGAUGAUCUACAAUUAGGAAGCAGAAAUAUGUAUAUGUGGAAAACGCUUUCAAAUUGUGGUUCAACAGCAAUCAAUUCGAAUAAGUUUGCAUGCUUAGACAAUGUAUCAACAUUAGAUCAAGAUAAACGAAUGCCAUCUCCACAACUCUCUGGGUCGAGAUCCACUGGUCCAAGAGAGUAUGGUCGUGACUACAAACCUUCCUAUGAUGGUAGGGGUUCACGUAAUGGUAGUCAUCAAUUAAGCAGUUCGUCGUCGAGUAGAGAAAGCUCGUUAUUAGAUAGUACACAAAGUCAAAGUGUUUCCAUGCCACCACCAUUGAAAUCCUCACAGUCUACUACCUCUAAUAGUCAUAAACCUCCAAUGAAUGAUGAAGAAUUUAUGAAAGUGUUGAACAAGAUAUUUAAAGAUUAUUUCAAAAAUCUUAAUAUUGAGAAAGCUGCAUCAGCUAUACAACAGAACUUCGAUAGUACGCUAACCAAAUUUAUACGUGAAUUAAUUAAUUUUGUUCUCGAGAAAUCCCCUAUUGACAGAGAACAUGUUUCACAUCUCAUGUCGCAUUUAAUCAGUCAGAAAAUUUUGCCUUUACAACAUCUUAGAAAUGGGUUCAUUGAGAUACUGGAAAUAGUUGAUGAACUUGUACUUGAUAUACCCAAAGUUUGGUCAUAUUUGGCAGAGGUAUUAGCACAUCCUAUAGAAGAUGACAUACUUCCUCUAUCAGAAUUGAAACCUAUAUUCGAUAGUUUACGAAGUCGAGGUUUUGUAGGCAGAUUUCUUGGAGAACUGCUAUCAAAAGUAUCCCGAGAUAAAGGACCCAAAUGGGUUGCAGAUAAAUGGGACCAAAGUGGACUUCAGUUGAGCAAUCUAAUUGAUCCAGAACGUGAAGAAGUUGAUAAAAUUGUUAAUGAUUACAACAUAGAGUUCUGCACUGGUGAUUAUAAUAGUGCCAAAAGCUCAACUAGUAAUCAGCCCACGUUACAGCAAAGUCAUAAUGAACUUAGAAGACUCAUGAAGGAUAGUAAUUUCGAUGUAAUUUGUGAUUGGAUAAUUGCAAAUAUAGGUAACCGAGUGAAAGAGCCUGAAUUUAUCCGAGUAUUAACGACUGCCAUUAUAGAGACGUCCAUGGAGACAGCUAACAACAAGUGGACUUUGAACACUGAUGUUUUCAUUAAUUUGCAACAAUUGAUUCGCCGGUUCGUUGAUGCAAAUGAAUUCCUGGAAUUGCAAUGCCUUUAUGCAAUUCAAUUACAUUUGCAUCGUUUGCAAUAUCCACCUGGAAUUCUCUUCGAUAUCAUGGCAAGCUUGUCGGAAAAUAAUAUGAUUUCAAGCGACGCGUUCCUGACGUGGAAAAGGUGCCCCGAACCAGCCCAGCGUGAAUGGCAUGGUGUUGCAACGAUGUUGCUAACAUCGUUUUUCACUGGUUUACAAGAAGCCGAUGAUGCUUCCAGUGUAGAAGACGUAUCGACUAGCGCGCCCCAAGAACGUUGUUGACGAUACCGUGAUUGAAUUCAUUAUCGUCUAUUAAAAAGACUUAAAUAUACGUUCCCUCGUUAAACAAAAGAAGAUACGCGAAGUGAGAUCAAAUUGCAGUUUUUUAAAGUAAAACGUCGUAUAUGUUAAAAAAAAACAAUGGAGUGAUAGUAGUGCGCGGGUGUAUGUAUAAUAUAAUCUAGAACUUCGAAGAACAUGAAGUGGAAGAUAAUAAAGAAGGUUGUCAUAUAAAAACAGACACAAUGGCUGAGACCGCUAUACAUAAUGAAGAUAAAGAUUAAUUAUUAAUUAUGAUACAAAAGUAAAUGCGAGAUAAUUAUUAUAUAUAAUUCAUUGAAAUGGUUUAAAGUUUAAAUAAAGCAAAACAAAAACCAACACGAGAACAUUAAUCGUAUUUCUUAUGUCUUUUGAAAUGUCACUGCAACUUGUCAAUCGCCAAAUAAAAUUGAAAUUUAUCAGUUCUCAUUUGUGGCUUAAUAUUGGCAAAUCAUAAAUGCUAUUUGCAUUUUACCAAGCGAUAUCGUAAAACAGCCGGUGUUUGCCGUAUGACUUAGAUAACAAAUUACAGACCGCAGGUGUGUAUAAGUAGGUCAAUUUUAAGUAAAAUAAAUUUGAAAAAAAAAUUAUACAGAAAGAAACUAUUAAUAACCAAGUCUGAUUGAAGGGCGACGGUUCUUCCUAUUAUUAUAACAAAUAUAACAGAAUUACUAAUUUAUAUCUUUGCGAACUUAUGAUGUAUUCUACUGUAAGAAAAAAAAAUGUCGUAAUUAAGGAAGAAUGAGAGUGAAAAAUGAUACAACAUUACGAAACUAAGGUUCGUAGUGUAGGAUAUGUUGAAAUUAGGAGAUGGAAGGAUACAAAUGGUGUGCAUAUUAAGGCGCUACUAUUUUUUAACACUAGUUAUUUAUGAACAUUGAGAGAACAGAUUAUAGUGCGUGGGAUGGAAUGACUGCAUAUGUAUUCAGGUGGCAGGUGCCGUAGCAAAUUGUAUAAAAUUGUUAUACUAAUUUAAAGUACAGUGUGAAAAAUAUGUUUCUUUUGGAUAUACUAUUAUAUAUAAUAUAUAUAUACAUAUAUAUAUAUAUAUAUAUAUAUACACACACAAGGAGGAAAUAGGAAAUUGAGUGCAGUUACGAAAGAUUAUUUUUAUUUAAGUCUACGAGACAAUUCUACAUUAUUUUUUGGCUAAUAUUUCUCAUGUUAAAUAUAUACUUUCUUUAUUUAAAAAACCGUAAUUAUUAAUUGGUAAUACUGAGAUACAAAUUUAUAUUCGGUUAUAUUAGAUAUACAAACGAUAUUUUUUAUUUUUGUGAAAUAUGCGUUGUUGAAGGGACAUAAGGUUACCAUGCAUUCAAAUUUGACUUUGCUAAAACAUACAUGCAUGUACCGUGUACAUAUGCAUCUACACGCAUGUAUACACACGCGCGCGCGCGCAAGCACGCACACGAUAUUAUAAAAGUAUACCUUCUUGCUUAUGAUAGAAGAAUCUUCAUUCUUAAAUUUUCAUACAACACACCCUUCACUGGCGCGGUUUCUUCAGUCGAUUAAAAUAUUUCUUACUUUCUUUUUUAUCAUAUCAUAUACUUCUAAUAUACAACUUGCUUGCAUUCCAAAUGCACGUUUUAAUAUUCGAAAAUCCAAAAUUAAUUGAAGAUGGCUUAUAAAAUAAUUUUUUGAUCAAUUAUGUCACGAAAUGUUGAAGAAUAAAAAAACUGCAUACAUUUUUUCUUUUUAAAGAAAACUAAGAAAGAAGAGCAAAGAAGAAAAAUAUAUACAUACAUGACCAUCGCUAUUGCUUUUUUCACACUGUAAAAAUAAAAUACACAUAGAGUAAAGGAUAUGCAAAAGAUAAGUGAACGAAUUGAGAACAAUGACCUAUAACACUAGUCUCUUUGAAGGAUACCAUUCUACUCUAAUAGUAGAAUAUAUCAUUCGACGAGAGAUGGAACAUAUAAUGUAUUCAAAGCGCAGUAAAUAAAGUACCAUAAUUUAUAUAUGAAUAAAAUUGAAAAGAACGUUGUUGGAAACAUGUCGAUAACCGAGUUAGUAAAAGGAUUAUCACUGUAAAUAUUUAAUAAAUAAAUAUUGUAAGUGAAAAUUGGAUGAGUUGCAAAGAUAGAAACAGGAAGAUAGCUUUGUUACGAUGCUGUCUUCUUGAAAUGUUGCACGUGCAUGCGACGCAUCGUGCUCAUAGUUCACGUAUGGACACGCAUGUAUAUUGCUAAUUUAUACAUAUAUCUGCGUGUACUUACGUAAUACAUUAAUAUACAUAUACAUAAUAUAAAUAAAAUAUCACCGAAAGCUCCAAUACACCAUACACAGAUACACACGUACACUUCUAUGAUAAAUCAUAUCUAUACGAAAAAUUAAAAAAAAAUUUAAAAAAAUAAAAAAAAAAUAAAAAAAUAAAAAA
Molecule: messenger RNA, 9115 nt
Organism: Osmia lignaria (orchard mason bee)
Lineage: Eukaryota; Metazoa; Arthropoda; Insecta; Hymenoptera; Megachilidae
Gene: Eif4g
Product: eukaryotic translation initiation factor 4 gamma
Cellular component (GO): eukaryotic translation initiation factor 4F complex
Molecular function (GO): translation initiation factor activity; mRNA binding; protein binding
Source: RefSeq, a predicted model, not a curated record